AUGCCUUGUGCCCGGCGUCUGCGCAACAGCCAGAGCGACAGGCUGCUCUUUUCCCUGCACACUUUUGAGUCUCCGACCAUACGCGGACGUGGCCGAGUUGUGGUUGACAACGUCUUUGCAAUGCCGACACAGCCACCACUCCAGCCGCAGCUGCGGCAUUGUGCGCCAUUCGGCGGCCGACGGUAUCUGACCGCGCUGCGCUCGCAGCUGCAAAGACACCGCCGCAAAUGCCGCCGGACCCGCAUCCGGAAGAGCCAGGAUUCCAGCUGCCGUCGAUGCUCCAUCGCCCGCAACAAGCGUGCGAUGCUGCGUCACUGCGCCAAGAGGCGCAGCAACCUCGACCUGGGUAUUGCUCGGGUGCGCAACGCCCACGGGGCGAAUGCGAUUGCCUGGCCCUAUCGCCAAACGGCUCUGCUCCUCCUCUUGUCUGGCAGCAAACGCAAGCUGCGGCACAGGCCGCGUUGGCGCAGAGGAGGCGGCAAGCCUCAACGCGCCUACCCGUGGCAUGCCGCCGGAUCGGGCCACGACUAA
Molecule: messenger RNA, 531 nt
Organism: Emiliania huxleyi CCMP1516
Lineage: Eukaryota; Haptophyta; Isochrysidales; Noelaerhabdaceae
Exons: 2
Coding region: 1-531 (176 amino acids)
Source: RefSeq, a predicted model, not a curated record